Molecule: messenger RNA, 1059 nt
Organism: Pediculus humanus corporis (human body louse)
Lineage: Eukaryota; Metazoa; Arthropoda; Insecta; Psocodea; Pediculidae
Product: cAMP-dependent protein kinase catalytic subunit, putative
Exons: 4
Coding region: 1-1059 (352 amino acids)
Biological process (GO): peptidyl-serine phosphorylation
Cellular component (GO): cAMP-dependent protein kinase complex; nucleus
Molecular function (GO): cAMP-dependent protein kinase activity; ATP binding
Source: RefSeq, a predicted model, not a curated record
AUGCAUCGUAAAAAGAGUCGAAAAGAUGCAAAAAAAUUAACAAUUUAUAAAAAUUAUUUAAUUGAAUCAAGAGAAAAAACGUUAAAAAAAUUAAAUGAAAGAGUUUAUGCCAAUACAAGUUUACAAGAUUACAAAUUGUUGUACGUAUUAGGGGAAGGAAAUUAUGGGAUGGUACUGGCUGCACAAAAUCGUAAAAGUGGAAAACAAUAUGCAAUUAAAAUCGUUGAAAAAAGAAAAGUAAUCAGCACGACUCAAAUAAAACACUUAAAAUCCGAAAUUAAAAUAUUAAACGCCAUUAGAUUUACUUUUGCAAUUUCAUUGGAAUGCUACUUUACAAAUAGUUGCAAUAUAUUUAUUGUUUUACCAGAAAUCAGUGGUGGACAUUUUUGCAAAUUUUUAAAAAGGAUAAAAAGGUUUGAUGAAAACUCUGCUAGGUUUUUUGCUGGGCAGGUUAUAUUAACAAUAGAAUAUUUACAUCACAUGGGUAUUAUCUACAGAGAUUUAAAACCUGAAAAUUUAUUAUUAGAUUUAAAUGGAUACCUUAAAUUUGUGGAUUUUGGAUUUUCAAAAUAUAUUGAAAACAAUUUAACAUACACUUUUUGUGGUACUCCAGAUUAUAUUGCCCCUGAAAUUCUAGCAAAUAAAGGCUAUACAAAAUCAACUGAUUGGUGGUCUUUGGGCAUUUUGUUGUACGAAAUGUGUAAUGGAGAACCUCCUUUUAAGUCUUCUAAUGAACUCAAACUAUAUGAAAAAAUACUUAUUGGUAAAAUAAAUUGGCCAGAGCAUUUUUCCAGUUCAUUGAUAUCUGUUAAUGAGGGUUUGUUGCAGGUGAAUAAAACAAGAAGACUUGGUUGUAUGAAGAAUCAAGUGGAUGACAUUAAAAAUCAUGAAUGGUUUAAUAAUUUUGAUUGGUAUGCUCUUUGGAAGAAAUCUAUAGUACCCCCAGUAACAUAUACACCUCCAAAAAAACGUCGCAAUUUUAGUUUUGAUGAAAAAUUUCCAUUUGCCUGCAAAGAUGUUUACGAAUCAUUUAUUAAAGAUUUUGAUCAUCAUGUAUAA